GAAGCACCCAUCAACGACAACAAUGCCUGGAAGAGUCGCCGGCUCUUCAGCCAAAGGCGCAUCUACCGCCGCCAAACCACGAACUUCUCGAACUGCUAGAGCGACUGCCUCAGCACCGGCUAGCAACAUCCCUGACGAAGGACCCUCUACCAAGCUUCGAAACCAUGUCGCUGCCGUCUUCUCGGAUGCCCAAAAAUCAAACACCGGUCACAGGAAGCUCGUCAUCAAUUUACGAAAGAUCCAAGAAGCAUGUUGUUACGAGCCUUUGAGCUCCAAGAAGAAACAAGCCGAAUACGACUUUGACGAGGAUGAUUUCAAUACCGAGGUCGUACGCUGCGUUCUGCGUGUACUGCCCAUCAAAAAGAGCGAGACUGUCGGCGACCGCAUCGUCAAGUUCUUGGGCAUCUUCUUGAGAGUGGCCAGCGAGAAGGACAAUCAACUAGUAGCUGAUCAAGAUGGUGCUCUACCAGAGACUCCCACGUCGCGUCUGACAAAUGCCAUCCUCAACACUCUUUUACAACUUCUCUCGACGAAGGACAAGAUUGUGCGCUUCAGAGCUACUCAAAUCAGUGCCCACAUCAUCAACACGCUCGACACUCUGGACGAUCAGAUGUUCCACCUGCUCCGCCUAGCCCUCCUCAAGCGCAUCCACGAUAAAGAGUCUUCGGUCCGAAUGCACGCCAUCUAUGGUUUGAGUCGUCUCGCUGCCGAACUCGACGAGGACCAACAAGACGAAGACAGCGACGAUGAUGAUGCUAGCUCUGGUGUCUUGGAGAAGCUCCUCAACGUCUUACAAAACGACCCCUCCGCCGAAGUCCGCAGAGCUCUCCUGCUCAACCUCCCUCUCACACCUACAACUCUUCCAUACCUACUCGAACGCGCCAGAGACUUGGAUGCUGCGACACGACGCGCGUUAUACGCUCGUCUUCUGCCUGCAUUGGGCGACUUCAGACAUCUUAGUUUGACCCACAGAGAAAAAUUGCUCAGAUGGGGCUUGCGCGAUCGUGACGAGACUGUACGCAAGGCGACCGCUCGUUUGUUCCGCGAGCGAUGGAUCGAGGAUUGCGCUGCGCUGCCUGCAGCCAUCGACCCUGAAGAAGAGACAGAGGAUGGAAAGAAGAAGCCGGGUGUCACAAAAGCUGCCGAUCCUAGCCUUGAAGCUCUUCUCGAACUGCUCGAGCGCAUCGACGUCUCAAACUCUGGAAACACUGGAGGUGUAGCGCUCGAAGCCAUGAGUGAGUUCUGGGAUGGCCGUCCGGAUUACAGAGAAUAUGUCAGCUUCGACUCUGAAGCAUUCUGGGACGAACUUUCUCCAGAAAGUGUAUUUGUUGCUCGCACAUUCAACGACUAUUGCCGUGCCAAGGACGCUCAAGGAGACGGAAGACUACUGGAUAUGCUCGAAAUGAAGAUGCCCGAAGUCACAAAGUUCGGUUUCCUGCUCGAGAUUCAAAUCAACAAGUUGAUCGAGUGCGUUCGUGGAGCCGCUACUGGUGGACCUGAUGGGGACGGCGAUGAAGAGAUGGAAGAGGAGAGUGUCCAGCGCGAGUUUAUCGUCGAACAGAUGCUUCAUAUGGCGAUCAGUUUCGAUUACAGCGACGAGGUUGGUCGUAGGAAGAUGUUUGGUCUCAUGCGUGAGGCCCUCACAAUGCCUGAACUGCCAGAAGAGUCGACAAGACUUGCAGUAGAAACACUACGUCUGGUCUGUGGAGACGACAGAAGCGACAAGGGCGAGAGUGACUUCUGCGGUAUCGUUCUUGAAGCCAUUGCUGAAGUACAUGAUACUAUCAUGGGCGAUGAGGGCGACAAGACCAAGAGUUCUACAGGAGAAGAGAGCUUCCACUCUGCCAGAAGUGAGAUCAGUGACGAUGGCUCAGCGAGAAGAAAUAAGAAUUCAAAGCGCGCAGAGACCGACGAGGAAGCAGAGGAUGAUGAUGAAGAGAAAGCCAUUCGCGAGAUCAUGGUCAACAUGAAGUGUUUGCACAUUGCACAGUGUAUGCUUCAAAACAUUCAAUGCGAGCUCGAGCAGACUGUCCAUCUAGUCACUAUGCUCAACAACCUCGUCAUUCCGGCCGUCAGAAGUCAGGAAGCGCCCAUAAGAGAGCGUGGUCUGGUCUGUCUGGGCCUGUGCUGUCUACUCGGAAAGAACCUCGCACAAGAGAACAUUACACUCUUCUUGCAUUGUUUCGCCAAGGGACACGCCUCUUUGCAGACGAUUGCGAUUCAAAUCAUCACAGAUAUCCUCACAACCCACCCCUCCCUACUCGCACCUGUUCCAUUAACCGGAGAUGGUGACGAGACAUCUGCCACUCUUUCGGCUACCGAGCCCUCGCCACUACUCAAGCCUGUACUGAAGACAUUCUCCAAAUCGUUGAAAUCAGAAGACGUAGAUGUCCAGUCUACUGGUGCAUCGGCUUUGUCAAAACUCAUGCUCUCACAACUGAUCACCGACCCCGACUUGCUCAAGGGUUUGGUGAUUGCCUUCUUCGAUCCUGAGACAAACAGUAAUGCAUCUCUCAGACAAGCACUGACAUACUUCUUACCUGUGUAUUGUCACUCAAGAGCAGCAAACGCCGAGAGAAUGGCCACCAUCGCUACUGGAGUCAUUGCUCGUCUUGCUGCUCUCAGAGAAGCUCUUAUCGAGGACGAGGAUGUUGAAGAGAGUGAGAUGGUCACUUUGAGUGUUGUCGGUGGCAUGCUCGUCGAUUGGACAGACCCUCGCAAGGUCAUCGGCAGCAGUGAAGAAGCAAAGACUGGAAAGCUCAGAGUCGAAGAAGGAGGUGCUCCUGACAGCGACAUGAUCCACUUUGUGCUUGCAGAGCAGAUUCUCGAGAAGUUGGUGACGAGCCAAACGAGCAAGGACGAACGUAAGGUCCUGUUUUCCAUGUUGAGCAAGCUUCAUCUCACCGUUUCUUCACCCGAUCCUGGACUUCUCCGUACCGUCCUCGAACUAGUUGCAGAAGCCAUCGAAUCCAAGGUGGCAUCCGAUGUAACCAGUCGCAACGCACUCGCCAAGAUGCAGACAACGCUACUCAAGCUCAUGCACGACAUUGCAACAGCAGAAAGAGGUGGUGGCGGCGAGGAAACGGUGGUCGAGGACGCCACAGUUGUGCAAAGAACAGACGUCGACGAGACAGCACAGUCAGUGACAGGGGCAGAGGUCAGAGAAGAGGAGGAGGAGGAAGAAGCAACAGAAGUCGAAGCUGAAGACGAUCCUGUCAAUGCACAACUGAGACGUGAACUCGAGUCAACACGUAUCGAGGAUCCAGACGCUGAGGGCACGAGGAUGGACAUUGACGAGGGGAUGGAAGACUACGAUUUCAGUGGUAUGGCAGAUGACAAGGACGUCCAAGCACUGAUGGACAGCAUGGACGACGAUGAGGAUCUGAUAGAGUAAGCAGAAGGGGUUUGUUUAGGGAUUGGUCUGGCGUCUUGUUCGGCAGCUGGGGAGUCAUGGAUGACAUUUGAAUUUCUUCUUGAUACCAUAACACUACAUACGAAUGCUUUUCUUCUUCGCAUUGGAUGAUCGCGUACUUGACCAAUUGCCGGGGUGGUGGUAUUUUGGGAGGUCAGCGGUAAUGAAGCUACUCCACAAAUUUCACAUG
Aureobasidium pullulans EXF-150 is the source of this 3602-nucleotide messenger RNA. RefSeq names its product ARM repeat-containing protein. The transcript is spliced from 3 exons. The coding region runs from base 23 to 3394 and encodes 1123 amino acids. NCBI's taxonomy places the organism in Eukaryota, Fungi, Ascomycota, Dothideomycetes, Dothideales, Saccotheciaceae. The record is from RefSeq and is a predicted model, not a curated record. Gene Ontology annotation, biological process: mitotic chromosome condensation. Gene Ontology annotation, cellular component: condensin complex; condensed chromosome.